AUGGAAGGUCAAGGUAACCACGGCCCUGACGAGAAGCCGAAGAGCGAGGGACAGCACAUUAAUCUCAAAGUCAAGAGCCAGGACGGAAACGAGGUAUUUUUCAAGAUCAGGUCCACUUCUACGUUCAAGAAGUUGAUGCAGACAUAUUGUGACCGUCAGUCGAUUGACAUGAACGCCAUCGCAUUUCUUUUCGACGGCAGACGAUUACGACCUGACCAGACUCCUUCCGAACUGGAAAUGGAGGAUGGGGACGAGAUUGACGCCAUGCUUCACCAAACAGGAGAAGCCGAAGGAUUGGUCUCGCCUAAUUCAUCUACCAGCCGCCAAUCGCGGUCACAUCCUUCGUGGAUCUCGAGGCUCUUUCCCUGUAGCUACGCCACGAUGGCGAAGGCAGGCGUCGUUUCCGUUUUGAUUCUUGCCGUCGUUCUCCUUGCCGUAAACGUGGAGGCUAAGGUUAAGACGGCAGCCAAGGAGGAGGUCACCCACAAGGUAUUCUUCGAUGUGGAGAUCAACGGCCAGAAAGCAGGCCGUAUUGUGAUCGGUCUUUUUGGCAACGCUGUUCCUAAAACUGUCGAAAACUUCCGAGCUCUUUGCACUGGCGAGAAGGGCAUUGGAAAGAGCGGCAAGCCUCUGCACUACAAGGGUUCCAAGUUCCACCGGAUCAUCCCUCAGUUCAUGCUGCAGGGUGGUGACUUUACUCUUGGGGAUGGCCGCGGUGGUGAGUCCAUUUAUGGCGAGAAAUUCGCUGACGAGAACUUCAAGCUGAAGCACACUGGCCCUGGCAUUGUGAGCAUGGCCAAUGCUGGUCCCAACACCAACGGCUCCCAGUUCUUCAUUUGCACUGUCAAGACCAGUUGGUUGGAUGGUCGCCAUGUGGUGUUUGGCAAGGUGCUGGAGGGGAUGGACGUGGUGUACAAGGUAGAGGCUGAGGGUACACAGAGCGGCACCCCCAAGGCCACUGUCACCAUUGCUGACAGUGGUGAGAUUUCCAUGUGA
Closterium sp. Yama58-4 is the source of this 996-nucleotide messenger RNA. NCBI's taxonomy places the organism in Eukaryota, Viridiplantae, Streptophyta, Zygnematophyceae, Desmidiales, Closteriaceae. The record is from the annotation of a GenBank genome assembly.